AUGGGAAGAAGUUUGAAAGAUAUAGUUGGAAUGCCAUUGCYGAAUUUUACAUUGUUGCRAGAAUCAAAAAAUCGGUUGAUUGAURAAGAACUUGAUUAUGAUCGUCAUCAAUUGAAGAAUCUGCAUGACCAAUCAUUUGACACUCUAAAUUCUUGUCAGAAAAAGGCAUAUGAAGCAAUUGUUCUUUCUGUGCAAUCCCAAAAGGGAGAAUUGUUUUUCAUUCACGGUCAUGGUGGUACCGGGAAAACCUUUCUGUGGAAUACAAUCAUUGCUAAGUUUAGAUCAGAAGCAAAAAUAGUUUUGCCUAUUGCAACUUCGGGGAUUGCAGCUUUAUUAUUGCCUAACGGCAGAAUGGCACAUUCUCGCUUUCAUAUCCCGAUCAAUAUCACAGCAGAAUCAACUUGUGAGAUUCGACAUGGUACAACGUUGGCAGAACUUCUCAUGAGAACCUCUUUGAUCAUUUGGGAUGAAGCACCAAUGGCACAUAAAUUUUGUUUUGAAGCUUUAGACAGAAGUUUAGGAGAUAUAUUUAGAACAAGAUUUCCCAAUAGCAAUGAAAAACCUUUUGGUGGACUUACUGUUGUUUGUGGUGCGGAUUUUCGUCAAAUUUUGCCCGUUGUUCCAAAAGGAACUAAAGGUGAUAUCAUUGAUGCUUCUUUCAAUUCAUCCUACUUAUGGCCAUAUUUCAACGUUCUUAGUCUUAACCAAAAUAUGAGGCUAUAUGCUGGAGAUAUACCAGAAUCUGAAGCUUGUAAAAUAUAUUCUUUUGACAAGUGGUUGUUUCAGCUAGGAGAUGGUUCUCUAUACGAUGACAUUCAAAGAGAGUUAAUCAAACUUCCAUCUGAUAUCUCCCUAAACCAAUGA
Messenger RNA from Cynara cardunculus var. scolymus (artichoke), 864 nucleotides. RefSeq names its product ATP-dependent DNA helicase pif1-like. The transcript has a single exon. Gene Ontology annotation, biological process: telomere maintenance; DNA repair. Gene Ontology annotation, molecular function: DNA helicase activity. The record is from RefSeq and is a predicted model, not a curated record. Lineage: Eukaryota; Viridiplantae; Streptophyta; Magnoliopsida; Asterales; Asteraceae. Bases 1 to 864 code for a protein of 287 amino acids.